Messenger RNA from Dendrobium catenatum, 2993 nucleotides. RefSeq names its product putative RNA-binding protein Luc7-like 2. Lineage: Eukaryota; Viridiplantae; Streptophyta; Magnoliopsida; Asparagales; Orchidaceae. The record is from RefSeq and is a predicted model, not a curated record. Bases 128 to 1159 code for a protein of 343 amino acids. Gene Ontology annotation, molecular function: mRNA binding. The transcript is spliced from 12 exons. Gene Ontology annotation, cellular component: U1 snRNP; U2-type prespliceosome. Gene Ontology annotation, biological process: mRNA splice site recognition.
AAUUAAGAACUGAAAACUAUCGUCGAGGGCAUGAGGGUCCGUGUUCCUUGAAAGGCCGUCUUCCAACCCACCAGAAGCCGAAACCCUAACGGUAGUUUUUUUUAAUAACAAAUUUCAAUUCUCAGCCAUGGAUGCGAUCAGGAAACAGCUUGACGUCCUCAUGGGAGCCAAUAGAAAUGGGGACGUGACAGAAGUCGACCGUAAGUACUCUGAUCGCGAGGUCUGCCGGCUCUAUCUCGCCGGCCUAUGCCCUCACGACCUCUUUCAACUGACGAAAAUGGAUCUGGGUCCCUGUCCGAAGGUGCAUUCUUUGCAGCUUAGAAAAGAUUAUGAAGAAGCAAAAACGAAAGGUAUGCACAACUUUGACAGAGAUCUUGAAGAUUUAAUUGAAAGACUUAUUGUAGAGUGUGAGAGGAAAAUUCAAAGAGCACUGAAGCGUUUAGAGAGUGAGGAUGCUAAGGCUGCCAUAGCAAUAUCUGUUUCUGAAGUUACACAGACACCAGAAGUGCUGGAGUUGUCCAAGCAAAUCAAGGAGAAGUUGAAAGAAGUUGAUGCUUUUGAUUUAGAAGGAAAAACCGACAAUAAAAUCCGGGCUCAAGAAGCAGUGGAAGAGCUCAGAGCAAAAAGAGCUGACAAACAGGCAAUGCUUCUCCUUGAUGCUUUUAACAUAGAUAGAGCCUCUUUACCACAACCACAUCAGAUCCAUCCACCGUUGGCUCCUGUCCCUGCACCCAAUCCUCCGGAUCCUCGCACCCAAGAGAUGAUUAAUGAAAAACUGAAGAAGGCAGAAGAUCUUGGUGAGCAAGGAUUAAUAGACGAGGCACAAAGAGCCUUGGAAGAAGCAGAGGCUCUUAAAAAGUUGUGCGUACGGCAAGAGCCAUCUGUGGAUUCCUCGAAGUAUACUGCUGCUGAUGUUCGAAUUACUGAUCAGAAGUUACGUGUCUGCGACAUAUGUGGAGCUUUCUUAAGUGUUUAUGACAGUGACCGUCGAUUGGCUGAUCAUUUUGGAGGGAAGUUGCAUUUGGGUUAUAUGCAAAUCCGUGAGAAGCUUACUGAACUUCAGGUGCCGGUUAUGUUUGACCAUUCUUCAAUAAAGAAAUUCAGUUAUAUUUGGCAUCAGGUUCAAAAUAGCGGUGGUGGCAAUUUGUGGCUUUCAUAAUCAAAAUCCUUGGACUGUCAGCUCUCCGUUAGUACAACUACGGUAUACACAAGUGAAAGAAUCUGUGAGUUGUGCAACAGUAUGUAAAGUAUAUGAAUUUGAUGCCAAAUCAUUUUACUAAUUUAAAUUUCAGAUAUAGUUCAUUGAUCUUGCUUUGCUUUGCUCGUUUAUUGCAUAUGCUUUGAAUUUCUUACUUAGAACUGAUUCAACAAGCAUCAAAUGUAUUGUAUUAACAGCUGUGUUUGUUUUGUUUUAAUUCAAUAUAUGAUUUUUUUCAGAGUCUUUUAUAAUUUAUGAUUUUGAAAGCUUAAGGCUUUUUAGAAAUCCUUUUAUUGGAUCUGGAGAAAAACUAUACAAUUUUUUUCUAUUCAUUCUUGCACGUUAAUAUUAUUGGAAUUUUGAUAUUCAUAUGUCAAAUUUAAUGUGUCUUCCUAGGUAUGGCUAGUUUUAAUUUUUAUUUUAUUAUUAUUAUUUUGUAUUUUCCUGCAAUUUAGUGCUUCUCGCAUUUAUCGGGUUGGAGGACCACCUUUAUGGGAUUGGUUGCAUAGAAAGUUGCAUUAUUUCUGUUCUAUGUUCAACUGCAUAAUGUCUUAACCGAAUUUAUCUAGCACCAUUAGAGUUAUUUCUAGUUUUUUUAAAAAUUUGUUAAAAUAUUUUUUUUCAAAUUCCCUAUGAUUUGGUUUAUUUUUUUGCUUAUUUGACGAGGAAUACUUUAAGUUCUAAUGCUUAAAUAGUAAACUUUGUUUUCUUGAAAAUCAAGUAUUGGAGGAUUGUAACACUGAAAAGUGAAAGAGAACUAUGCCUAGAGAAAACACUUCGGAUCUGUUAUUUGUGCGCCAUGUUGUGUACAUUUUUUACUUCCAUGGGAUCAAAAGGCCUUAAGAGUUGCUGAAAAUUAUGCACUAAUGCAAGUCUUUGGCCUAUAUAAUAUGAAAUUUUGUUCGAUUUGGAAAACUUGUGCAUCUUUUCUUGCUAUUUGUCUGAGGAAUUCUGUUAGUACUGUAUUUAAUGGUAGAAUUUGGUAUGGCUCAAAUGCUAAUCAACUACCGGAAGUGCAACGACCAUUACAUUGUCACUGAACGGGAUUUAUGGUGAUACUUGUUAAGGGUUUUGUAAUGUUUAAUUUAUGUACUGUCGCAUUUUUAACCUGAUGAAAUUACUAUUUUCAGUAUAUUAAGGUAAAUAACUUGAAAUUUCCCUUCAUUAUGUUGGGAUAUUUGUUCAUAUUUAUAGUAGCUUAUCAUGCUUUAGGAAAAUAAGGGUCAUGCUGUUGUAAUGUGGCGAUAAUUUUUGAAUUUCAGUUUUGUUCCAUCAUUCCAUGCUCUUCAUUCUAUUAUGUUCGCAAUUUCAGAUCUUCAUAUUAUUACCAAUUUUAGAUCUUCGAGCUUUUUGGCUUGAAUAUUUAUCACUAAAUUUUGUUUAUACCUUUUGUUAUUUCUUUUCUUGGUGCUCUACAUAAUUUCAUUUGUAUUAUCCAUGAUUAGUUGCAACUUCUGACAAGAUAUUCCUGUGCCAACUAGCCAAAGUUUGUUUUGCAUUGUCAAUUUAUCUAUCAGGAGGCAUGAUGUUUUUUUACUUGUUGAUUUAAGAGGCCAAAUUCUGCAAUGAAUCUCUAUGAAAAUCUUUUAUAUGGGUCUAUAACGGUAAAACACUAGGGCUUUUGUUUGUAAAUUACAACGCUAGCUUUCUAAAAGCUUGUUUAAUCCAUGUGUUUCUGUGAUGUACUUAUUUGUUACUGCAUCAUUUUUGGAUUGCCAGCUGAAUCUUGAAAAUCUGUGUAACUUUAAUUCUCAGAUGCUAAGGGCAUGAUUGACAGCACUUUUUUUUUGUUAUA